Haemonchus placei is the source of this 648-nucleotide messenger RNA. Lineage: Eukaryota; Metazoa; Nematoda; Chromadorea; Rhabditida; Trichostrongylidae. The record is from the annotation of a GenBank genome assembly.
GUGCUGGCCGCUCUACAGAAUCCAUCAAGCCCAGGCGAAAAGAAGCCGUUUCGCUGUAACGUUUGUAAGAUCGGCUACGGUCAAGGUGCAACGUUGGAUAUCCAUCUCAGGUACGGCUCCCUUAGCUUUUCUGGAUUUUUUUCAUGGGAUGGAAGAUUAGGAUCGAAAUUUUUUGGUGGCAGUUCAGCUUUUUUUGUUUUGAACGAAUGUCAUAAGUUGCAGCUUGGACACUUGAAAUAUAUUUGUAAAGUCCAGAUACUAGAUCGAGGUUUUUCGAAAGUCCAAGAUAGUAAAAGUAGCAAAAAUAGUGAAAAUCUGAAUCCCUAUAAGGCUUUCCUUGAACUCGAUUCACCAGAGCUUCUCCCGUGGCUUGGAUUCUUCCACCCAUAUCACUACUACUCUGGAAUGUUUCCUAAGAUUAUCUUUUUGCAUCGUAUAAGCAAGAGUGUGAUCCAUGAACAACCAUCAACAACAUCAAUAAACAAGAAAUUAUCAAUCGAUGGACCUCCACCAUUUUUUAUUUUUUAUAGCAUUUUCUUUGAGCAGUUUUUGAAAAAGCCUCCAAUUGUGUCCAUUACGAUCAUUUUUGUAGUUUUGGUUAGCCGUAUAGGAAAAAUUCGUGGAUAUUUGGAAAAUUUGGUAAAUUGA